This is a messenger RNA of Bursaphelenchus okinawaensis, 1011 nucleotides long. The record is from the annotation of a GenBank genome assembly. NCBI's taxonomy places the organism in Eukaryota, Metazoa, Nematoda, Chromadorea, Rhabditida, Aphelenchoididae.
AUGGACUCCAAGGAACAGAUUCGGGAGGCCGAGUCCUUCAAAAGACUCACCUUCUUGGCCAUCGCCAUCUCCACCGUGGCCACAUUGACCGCCAUCAUCGUGGUCCCCAUGUUGUACAACUACAUGCAACAUGUUCAAUCUUCUUUGGACGAGGAACUAGAGUUCUGUACCCACAGAUCCAACGGUCUCUGGGAACAGUACAAGGUUCUUUAUGGAGAACAUGCCUUCAGAGCCAAGCGUGAAGCCACCUUCCGCCGUAUGCCUCAAGGUCAACGUGCCAACCAACGUGGACGUCGUGGCAACAAACGUGCUCGCCAAGCCUACGGAGGAGAUGCUGGAUACGGAGCCGCUGCCCCAGCUCCAGUAGGCAAUUACGGAGGAGAAUCCGCUGUCGGCGGAGGCAACGCCGCUGCUGGCGGAGGAUCAUGCUCAUGCGGAGUUGGACAAGCUGGACCACCAGGACCUCCAGGAACUGACGGAAACGACGGUCACGAUGGUGCUCCAGGACAAGACGGUCAACCAGGCCCAGACGCCCCAGCUGAUCACCAACCAUCUGCUGACGACUUCUGCUUCGACUGCCCACCAGGCCCAGCUGGACCACCAGGAGGAGCCGGACCAAAGGGACCAAGCGGUCAACCAGGACAGCCAGGACCUGACGGACAACCAGGAAACCCAGGAACCCAAGGACCACCAGGCCCAGCCGGACCACCAGGAAACGACGGACAACCAGGAGAAGCCGGUCCAGCUGGUCAACCAGGUCAAGUUAAUGACGUUCCCGGCAUCCCAGGCCCACCAGGACCAGCUGGUCCACCAGGACAGCCCGGUCAACCAGGACAGCCAGGAGCUACAGGGUCUUCAUCCCCAGGCCCACAAGGACCACCAGGUGACUCUGGCGCUCCAGGUACCCCAGGACUUCCAGGAGGCCCAGGACAAGCUGGCCCAGACGGAGAAGCCGGCAACGGAGGCGGCUGCGACCACUGCCCACCACCACGUACUGCUCCAGGAUACUAA